Rhinichthys klamathensis goyatoka is the source of this 2290-nucleotide messenger RNA. It is a transcript of the gene ube2j2, whose product is annotated as ubiquitin-conjugating enzyme E2, J2 (UBC6 homolog, yeast). The transcript is spliced from 7 exons. NCBI's taxonomy places the organism in Eukaryota, Metazoa, Chordata, Actinopteri, Cypriniformes, Leuciscidae. The record is from RefSeq and is a predicted model, not a curated record. The coding region runs from base 194 to 973 and encodes 259 amino acids.
UUACAUCAUCACUUCCUUGUGUUGCGGCAGCCAUAUUGGCAUGGGGGAUAGAUGACAAUUUCACCUUAGCCGAAGAGCUACAUUUUUGUUAUUUUUGAAAGUUUAUCAAGUGCGUAUUCACUCUGAACUAAAGGGAUAUCAAUAUAUCACCACAAUUUGACCCUGGUCGAUCCCGUGGAGGGCGUUGAAAGAGAUGAGCAACAACUUAAACAAGAGGGCCCCAACAACAGCAACACAGCGGUUAAAACAGGACUACCUCCGCAUCAAGAAAGAUCCAGUUCCGUAUAUCUGUGCUGAACCUCUGCCCUCCAACAUCUUGGAAUGGCAUUAUCUAGUACGUGGCCCUGAGAAAACUCCAUAUGAAGGGGGUUACUAUCAUGGCAAACUGAUUUUCCCAAGGGAAUUUCCCUUCAAACCACCUAGCAUAUACAUGAUCACACCCAACGGCAGAUUUAAAUGUAAUACAAGGUUGUGUCUUUCCAUCACAGAUUUUCACCCUGACACGUGGAACCCUGCGUGGUCUGUAUCCACCAUCUUAACCGGCCUCCUGAGCUUCAUGGUUGAAAAAGGCCCGACUCUCGGCAGUAUCGAAACCUCUGACUUCACAAAAAGACAGUUGGCCUCCCAGAGUCUUGCAUUCAACAUCAAGGACAAAGUCUUCUGUGAACUGUUUCCAGAUGUUGUUGAAGAAAUCAAGCAGAAGCAGCGUAUGCAGGAAGAGCUCAGGUCUCGCUCACAGGCGCUGCCCCUCCCUGACGUGGUGCCGGAUGGCGAAGCCCAUCACGCUCAAAACGGCCACCUGCCCCUGAACGGGCACCUGCCCCCGGGUGCGGCACACCCGCCCGACCUCCAGCAGGUCAACCGUAACCAUGGACUCCUGGGUGGAGCGCUCGCUAAUUUGUUCGUCAUUGUAGGCUUCGCCGCUUUCGCCUACACGGUCAAGUAUGUUCUGCGGAGCAUCGCGCAGGAAUGAAUCGCCCAAUGAGAACCAUCGACAGGACAGACGAAAGGCUGGUGCUGUUCUCACGACCAAAUAAAACGAAGCAGUGUCCUGUUAAUGAAAUUGAGAGCUUGGUGAUUUCCUCCAUAGUGGUGACAACCAGAUCUCGUGUAACACGGCCACUUAAAGGUCAAGGUCACAUGAACGGAUGGCUUUAUUAAUAUGUAAGGAAAUAAAAAAAAAAGAGCAAAUUUUCUACCUUACACAGUUCCCAAAGGAAGCCAACUUCAUGUGACCAUGAAAUUAACCAGAGUGGGCUUUUUUUUUAAGGCCUGAAUCAGCAUUUGUUGUUUUACAUGUUUCUCAUUGAUCUGUAAGAUUUUAAAAUCUGCGCAUAUAGUAUGCUGGGUUUUUAUGUGGAAGAUUAAAAGAGAAAAAAAGUCAGAACAUUCCUCAAAAGCGAAAGGAAAAAAACGUUCUGAUGCGUGUCGCACCACUUAUUGCUGUGACGCAAAUCCCAGAGUAUUUUAUGUAAUGGAAAUGGCUCGACUGUAAACAUGCUUUACCGAUGGAAACUUGUUUUUAAAUGCAUUUGUGCUCGCUUACGCUAUGCCAACCGUAACAACAAGUUAGGCCGGGGAAGAAGCGGUGUGAAAUGAAUUAUUUGUCUUCUGUUUGUCUGUGAUGCGGCGCUCCAAGUGUACAUUAACUUUCUUUCAGAGGGGAGUCACUGUCGGCUGAGAGAAAAGUAUAUGAACUCAUUUUUUUUUAGGCCAUGCAACACUAUAAAUUGUUUUUGUGCAAUAUGUAGGAUUGUCAGCACUACUUGGCUUUCACAAUACACAGCACUUCUUUUGUUUCCAAGGGUUGUGAUUUUAUGCAAUAAUUCUUAAUAAAUUGAAAAAUCCAUUUAAUUCUUGUUAUAAACAUAGGCAGGUGAAUAUGCAUUUAAUUCUUACAUUUCCUGUUAUACUGUAAGAUCUUUGGUGGUUUUUAUUAGGAAAAGUACCUCGGGUUGCACAAGUAAUUCACAAUGAAGACUUGCUAGUCAAAGUCUAGUUUGCGGAGACCUACCAACCUGCACGGCAAAACAUCUCUUUCUGGGUCAGAACGGCCGUGUCGCUGCUCAUUCUGACUCGGGAGGGAGUUAAUACUCAUUAUUGUACCAGUAUGUUCUGGUCUCCCCCAAUUCAAGUGUUCUGAUGUCCCGAUAGUAGCAGUAAUACGUUUUUCAGCACCUCCAUGGACACUGUUGAUCGAUAUCCUUUCCUUUAGAGGGGCGUGUAAUCAGAGAUAGUCAUGUUGUGUUUACAUUUUGAAUAAAUAAUAUUCUAUUAAAGAAAGCGGUCG